Geodia barretti is the source of this 477-nucleotide messenger RNA. The record is from the annotation of a GenBank genome assembly. NCBI's taxonomy places the organism in Eukaryota, Metazoa, Porifera, Demospongiae, Tetractinellida, Geodiidae.
AUGCCGGCGGUUCACAAGUAUAAUGUCGAUGAUGAAAUGGUCAAGCCGGUCGUCGAGGCAGCGCGAGACAAUGGACUAAUCGUUUCAAUCCAUUCAGGACCCGAAAAUUGCCACCCCACACGCAUUGGAAACGUGGCAAGCUGGGUUCCUGAAACUCCCGUCAUCAUGGAUCACAUGGGCUUUCCCGAUGAUCUUGAUGCGGGCAUCGAAGCCGCAAAAGCGAAUCAAAACAUCUCUUUAGGCACAACUAUCCUCCGAUUUCAUCGCCGUUGGGGAACCGAUCCAGACCAAGUCGUUCCCACCGAAGUAAAAAAAGCGGUUGAUGAGUUAGGACCUGAACAGAUUGUUUUCGGAUCUAAUAUGCCCGAAUAUCGUCCAAUCCAAGUUAUCAACGCUAUUCGUCGCCUUGAAUUGGGAGACGAUGCCGAAGUGCUGAUUUUUGGAGAUAAUUUGGCUCGGAUUUAUGGAUUGGCGUAA